Drosophila eugracilis is the source of this 1615-nucleotide messenger RNA. Its product is annotated as prostasin. Gene Ontology annotation, biological process: proteolysis. Lineage: Eukaryota; Metazoa; Arthropoda; Insecta; Diptera; Drosophilidae. Gene Ontology annotation, molecular function: serine-type endopeptidase activity. The transcript has 7 exons. The record is from RefSeq and is a predicted model, not a curated record. Bases 48 to 1562 code for a protein of 504 amino acids.
AAGUUCAUCUCAGAGAAGUGUUUUAGUCGUUCAGUGGCCAGUGAAAGAUGAAGGCAACUGUGUUUCGGAUUUUUUUGUUACUUCUGUUCCUGAGCCACCAUGGUGCCUCGGAGUUCUUGGAGAAAUCCUGUUCAAGAUCAAACGGAGUGGAUAUUAAUGAUGUCAAUGCUGCUACGUGGAUGGCAGCCAUAAUUACUCACUCACAGUUCGUUUGUAGUGGCACAAUCAUACAUAAACGUUUUGUUCUGACAUCUGCUCAUUGCUUGGAUAAUGACUACAAUCUAUCGGUAUUGUUGGGAGCAUACCACAUAAAAAGAUAUACAACUAGGUACAAUGUUAUUCAAAAAAUAAAGCACGAUCAAUACGAUAGAUGGAACAAGUUUAAUGAUAUAGGACUGCUAAAAUUGGAUAAUAGUAUCAUCUACGAUGAUGAAAUUCAACCACUUUGCAUUUUCUGGCAUCCACAAUUCAAGAGAACGGUAGACGGAGCAAAAAACUUUUAUGCCUCUGGCUGGGAUCUUAAACACGGCGUAGAGAAAGCAUUAGUUCAAACCCUCAUUCUUGACCAAAGAAGCCGUAACGAGUGCUACGAGAAAUUCGGCUUACCUCUCACAUCACAGAUAUGCACAAAGGUGCGAAAAGGAGAUACUUGUUGGGGUGAUUCUGGCGGUCCCUUGAUCACUGUAGUGCAAUCUACACAUGCCCAAUAUGCAGCACAAGUCGGAAUUAUCAGCUACGGAGAAAAGGCAUGCGAUGGUCUAGGAGUGUACACUGAUAUCACAAGCCAUUUCGGAUGGAUUAGGGAAAAAGUAAAUGAUGUCGAUAGACCACUUUUUUCGCAGCCUCCGGGGUAUUUUCCUCCUAAGCCUCAGCGGGUUUCGCGGAUGCUGUUUAACGAUUGCGGAGGGAAAUCCAUGUCAUCCAUUAUAAGACCUAGCAUUUAUGGACCUGGAUUUGAAGCCCUUGGCGUUUUAAUUACAGACCGAUUUGUCAUCACAGUUGCCACAGACUUGCCAAAAAAUUCUGCCAAUCUAGAGGUGGGGGUAGUGAUGAACGAUCAAUAUGAUGUCUAUGAAGUUGAUUCGAUUUUGAAGCCAUCAGGAAAUGCAGACGAUUACAACUAUGAUAUAGCAAUACUUAAACUUAAACAUAAGGCGACUGAGAACCAUGAGACUAUGAAACCGAUCUGUAUGCUCGCCCACGUAGUCGAUCUUAAUGACGCUUCUGCGUCAUCUCAACCAUUUCUUUUAAUCGACCCAUUGAAAACCAUAGAAUUUAGUGUUAAGCACUUGACUUACAGCGAUUGUUCAAACUACUUAGGAUCUGAAAUCAAACCAAAUCAAUAUUGUGUGGAAGAGCCUGAAGGGAUAAGUGACCCGAACGAUAUACGUAACUAUUUACUAGUAACGAAAAUUAUGAACGAAUUUGUUCUGCUAGGAAUUUACGGAUAUUCAUCUGAUAACAUACACGUUUUUUCAAACGUUCUAAGAUAUACGGAUUGGAUAGGGACAAAAAUCCAUGAAGUUUCUUUGAGUAACAAUGAUGAAUCAUUAAAUAUUUAAAUGACUUUUGUAUAUAUCAUAAAUAAAAAUCCCAAACUUUUGAAAAAAGAAAA